Messenger RNA from Oncorhynchus keta (chum salmon), 5433 nucleotides. RefSeq names its product gamma-crystallin S-1-like. The record is from RefSeq and is a predicted model, not a curated record. Gene Ontology annotation, biological process: lens development in camera-type eye; visual perception. Gene Ontology annotation, molecular function: structural constituent of eye lens. The coding region runs from base 38 to 682 and encodes 214 amino acids. NCBI's taxonomy places the organism in Eukaryota, Metazoa, Chordata, Actinopteri, Salmoniformes, Salmonidae. The transcript is spliced from 3 exons.
GUCAUGGGGGCAGAUAUAUAGAACAGUUUGUGCUGACAUGAUAACUCACCUGAUUUUACUAACAAUGCUCUGUCCUUUUUUUCGGACACAUAAAAGGCUCUGGGAUGAGGACAGGCCUGUCCUGUUGACCUACACAGUCAUGAUGGGUAAGAUCAUCUUCUACGAGGGCAGGAAUUUUGAGGGACGCCACUAUGAGUGCAGUGGUGACUGCGCUGACAUGCACUCCCACUUCUCCCGGUGUAACUCCAUCCGGGUGGACAGUGGGUGCUGGGUGGCCUAUGAGAAGUCUAACUAUUCUGGGUACCAGUAUAUGCUGACAAGGGGGAAGUACCCCGACCACCACCGCUGGUCCGGCUUCAACGACUGCAUCCGCUCCUGUCGCAUCAUCCCUGCUUAUACUGGAAACUACAGGAUGAAGAUUUUUGAGAGAUCAGACUUUGGGGGCAAGAUGAUGGAGCUGAGCGACGACUGUCCCAACCUGCAGGACCGUUUCCACCUCAGAGACAUCUCAUCCUGCAAUGUCAUGGAGGGCUACUGGAUCCUUCAUGAGCACCCCAACUACAGGGGUCGUCAGUACUUCCUACGCCCUGGCGAGUACAACAAGCACAGCGACUGGGGCAGCAUGAGCUCCACCAGUGGCUCAGUGCGUCGCGUCAUAGAGCUGAAGCAAACCAACCAAUAAAGCAGAGUCUCUAGAUCUCUCUCCAGCCAGGCUAGAUCUCUCUAAAAGCCUGUAGAAUUCUGUACAGGGGUUGACAAAAUGAGUCAAUCUCAACAUACGGUUGGUGUCAGGGAAUAAGGAGAUUGUCCUUUAAUAAUUAGUAUCACUGGAUGAUAAUAUGACUGGGCUGAAGUAAGAAAGCAGUGUCUUGGAAUCCUGGUGUAGAUGGACAAAGAGCAUUUAGAAGGUUGUAUGCCGACAGAAGUGCAUUUAUACACACCCUCCGCUCACAUUGAAUAAUAAACCAGUGGAUGGUAGGAUGGAACAGUAUAUUUAAUUGUGUCCCUAAUGCAGCGGCAAAGACAGUUGCAACUUCUUCCAACUGAGAAGCCUGCUUAAAUUGUUGUGGUGUUUAAACAAUAUUCUGACCUCCUAAAUUCAAACACAUGAAUUUGUGUCUGAGGCAAAAUCACUUUGUUAACUUGUCAAUGUUACACUCGUCAUGGAAUUGCCACCAGGGACUCAAAAGUCAAACUUGAAUGAAUCAUUCUUUAUUAUAAUCAUUCUUUAUUAUCAGAAUGCUGGAGAGGUCACAGUCAAACUUAGAUGCAUAAAGUACCGGUCUGAAAUGAGCUCUUUCAGGGCAGUCCUUUAAGUUCUCUUAUAUACUGCUUACACAGACAAGCUUCUGUAUAUAGGCAUGGUUCAUAGGCUUGGUUCCUGCGUGUGUCUGGUACCGUGUCCUAUCUUAACUUUUAGAACAUUCUGACAAAAGGUCUGAGGAGGGGGUCAUGACCGUCUCCCACUCAUAUCUCUACCAAGCACCCACAGGAACCAAUGAUUGUAUGAGACAAGAUGUACAAUUCAAGGUUGUCUCCAGACUGUGCAUUUAUCUUCCACAUUCCCUACUUGUAUCACUUCUAUGAUAAUAAUCGUUACAAAUUUAAUGAGAUAAACACUUUCAAACCCUUCAUUCUGGGUUAUACAAUGAAAUUAUUAUGGUAAUAGUAUCAUCAUAAUAAAGGUUAUGCUUCUAUUAACGGCAGUGAAUUUAUCAAAUAUACACACACAUACACAGCCUGGUAAAAUUAGGCAAACUAAGCAAAAAACACACGCUGCAGCCUAUUUGGCAAUAUGGGAUCCCCAACUUCCAAAUAGGGAUUCCAACCAAGUUUUAAGCGUCCACUUUGUUUGUGGGGAAUUAUUCUUAGCAACAGUGACAAUGUAUUCGGCGAGAUCAGGCAUAUUUGAAGAAUUGAUCUGGGACAAAAGUACAACAUUUCAUCGCCAACGAUUGCACGAGUGCCCCCACCUGCCAAAAAUAUAGUCAAGUACACAUGGAUUUUGUGUUAUACAUACGUGGUAGUAGAGUAAAGGCCUGAGGGCACACAAUUCAUAUGUUGUGAAAUCUGUUAUGAAUGUAUUGUAAUGUUUUCAUUACUCUGUUUUGCCAAGCCAAUAUACACAAUUAUUUUUGUUCACCAUUCAGUUGUUCCAGGGCAUUUCAAGUAGCAUUGCCAAUUUUCUCUACAUGUGGAGUGAUGUCACGAAUUUGGUCUUGGCCACAUGUACACCGUACCCAGUGAAAAACACAUCAAAGAACAUGGAGGCAGGUCAGCUAGAGACCUCUUAUCUCUCCUCAUUCCAGGGGGGUUGUAGUCUCUUGAACAGAGCCUUCGGAUAUUUUCAUUGUUUGUAAAGGGUUCUCAGAGUUGUCACCCCAAACCUAACAGGGCAAGUAUUUUAUCCAUUAAGAUCGAACUCAACCCACACACUCAACAUUCCUUUUCUUUGGAUAUCAGGUCAGCAACCAAUUCUGCUCUAGAUAAGAACAAAUUGUCCUCAUGAUUGCGAGGGCCCAGCAGGACUCUCCUUUCACGAUGACUUCCGGGCAACUCCAGGCCUGAGUUGGUCCCUUUGGCUCAGGACUCCUUCUAUGAUUGUCAUCUUCUGGGCCACUACUCCGAGCCUGCUUUGGUCUCUUUGGCUCGGGACUUAUUUCACCCUUAUAGAAACAGUCUGUUUCCAAGACAGGCCUCCUUUGUACUUUGCGUACGGCCACAAAUACAUUUGCACAUAAAUCAUUCCAUCUAACCCAUAAGACAUUAAUUGCUCUACAUACAAAAAACUUGCUCAAGUCAUUUAGUAAGUUACAAAAUGUGUCAGUUUCCAACAAUACUAAAUCACAAUACUAAAUUACUUAAAUUCGCAGUGUGCAGAUCUCCACAAUCAAUCUGAAACCCCAAAUUAACAAUUUUGGACAAGACUAAAUCAAUUACGGGCACGGUUGACCUCACCCCUCCUUCACAGCACUCAUUCUUCUGGUGUUUCUUCAUUUUCUUCUUCAGAUAGCUUUACAGUUUGUACUCCCAAUAUCACACAUGUUCAAAGUGCAUGGCCUUUGAUCAUGUCUCCAUUCCAAUAUCUGGGGAAUAAUCUGAUUUUCCCAAGCAGGCAAAUCUCUCACCUGAGCCGCCACUGUCUUUUACGGCCCAUUAUGUCUUGUCCACCAGUACACCAGCAGCAUGAGAGCAUUUUGGACGGGGUUUCUCUCUAUGCUCGCUCCACUUGGACUCAUGUUGCACUCCUGAGAGAAAAGGCAUGAGAGAAAAGGCAGUUGAUAGCUUCAACUGGAUGCUGUGUACAAGUUUCUGGCUCAGACUCAGGUCUCAGGUUGAAGUAGUGAAGGACCAUAAUGAAUGCCAUUAUCGCUAUUACUUCAGCCAGUUAGAGGGGGUGAGGUAGAGGGGGUGAGGUUCACACUGUUCUCAGUCAAAUGAUCUCUUCCCAUUACUUUUAGAUACCAUCUGUGGUCACCUUUCGCCAUAACCUGAUGAGAGGACAGACCACAAUAACAGUUUAGUUAAUGGCAUUUCUGCUUCAGGAAAUCCAAACAAAAUAUUUACUGUAUGACAAAUUAUUACUUCUACCAAUAUUAUUAAUACAGAUUUCUAAGACACAUGUCAGAAAAUAACAAGACACUAUUGAAACCAUUUUUGCAAACUGGCUUAUACUCCCCUAUCACAGUGGUGACCUCAGGGCUAAUCCUUUGGGAGAAAUCCCCACCAACCAGCAGACCCAAUCUGAUGAGAUUUGCAUUGAAGCAAGACAAAAACGAAACAAACAAAACAACAACAACAAUACACUUCUUAACAUAUAAUAUCUCAUCCGUUACCCAAUCAAGCACUUAUCUAUAAGGUUACCUGCUUUGGUCCACAUGGCAUAGUCUCAGUAUGGUCUCUUAACACUCCACAAACCCAACAAUCUGACACAUUCUGUAGUACAGAGACAUUGCUCACUAUUUGUAGGGCCCCAGGGGACUGGUAAUUCCCCCUUUGGACACAUGACUCACAUUGUAAUUCAUGCAUCCAAAAAACAACAACACUGCCGGUUAAAUAAAAAAGAAACUAAUCGGAAUAACAAAUCAAAUUUGAAUUACAACUCUUGAUAACUAACUCCAUAAGGAAAUCAUUGAAUCCCAUAAGGUAAAAGUAAAAUAGACUAGAGACAGGUGUCCCUUGUUCAUGUGCAGCUCUCUUUCUAUCUCUUCUUCUCAUGGUCUGAAUCAAACAUAGGACUAUUGAUGAAUUAUAAACUUCUUCCUAAUUAUCAGUGUUUACAUAUUCAAUUUAAAUCUCACCCAAUGUCUCUAGUCUUUCUAGUGAGGCUGAUCAGACCUCACCAGAAAGCCAGAACAGAGGUCAGAGGUCAUUCAACCCCAUUAAGUGAGUGUUUCUUUAUAUUUUCUUUCCUUGUACUUCAGACUCAUUAUUUAAAGACAUUGCAAACAUUUGUGUAUCAGGUUUACGUUGUGUUUUUCAGUACAUUUCUUACCAAGAUAAUUUACGUGUGCAACAAAAACUCUGACAACAGAAACUUGAGAAAAUGUAAUUUGUGUGCCCCUUUAAGGUGCAUCCUAAAACUCAAAUAAAAAGACCACACACAAUAAAUCAAACACAGGAUUAACACCACUAACAAAUAUUCAUAACGGGUGGGUUGUGUGUGGGUGCUGGCGUGUGUGGUAAAAUGUCGGGUGAAAGCAAACAUAAUGGCAAGGCCUUACUAAAUUUGUGAGCUCCCUUAACAGCCGGAUCCGGAUACAUUUAUACUGUAUAGUACAACGUCUCAAUAACUCCUCAAAGGUAGAGAUACAGAAUUAUUGGUAAACUUGGUACUGGACAUUCACCAGUCCUGGAAGAACAAAAAAAUACUUCGUUUUCACUUUGCUACAUCUUAGUCAGUCCAGAGAAUUCUUAAUCGAGUUUACUGCAUCUUGAUAAAACCAUGCGUAUACAGAAUCAUACUUCUGACAUGUCAGAUGAUAUUGUCCAAUCUAAAGUAAACAAUCCCAGAGCCCCUUUCUUGUAAUCUUAUCAUUUUUGACCGAUUGCAUUGACAUUUAAUUUAUACUAACCGUCUCCAGACUAUACAUUUUUCAACGACACAGUGUUUAGAAUAUAAUGAAAUUAUUGCAGUUGAUGUUUGAAGUGUGUGGCAAUUCAAUGCUGGUGUUUUUGAUGUUCACUACAAGUAAAUAAAGUUAGAGCAAUCACAUUGUGAUAUAAUCACAAUAAUAAUACAUACCAACAAAUAAACCAAGUAAAUCUGUAAAUCAAGGAUUCCAUAUAUUUGCUUUACUGUCACGCCCUGGUCGAAGUAUUUUGUGUUUUUCUUCAUGUAUUUGGUCAGGCCAGGGUGUGACAUGGGUUUUUGUAUGUGGUGUGUAGCUUAGUGGGAUUGUAGCUUAGUGGGAUUGUAGCUUAGUAGGGUGU